AUGGCAAACAAGGGGAACAAGAAGCGUCGGCAGUUCUCCCUGGAGGAGAAAAUGAAGGUGGUGGAAGCUGUAGACUCAGGAAAGAGGAAAGGUGAUGUGGCAAAAGAAUUCGGUAUCACCCCUUCUACCUUGUCUACAUUUUUAAAGGAUCGCACCAAAUUUGAAGAGAAGGUACGGGAGGCAUCUGUAGGACCCCAGCGGAAAAGGAUGAGGAACGCUCUCUAUGAUGACAUUGAUAAAGCUGUUUUUGCUUGGUUUCAAGAAAUCCAUGCCAAAAACAUUCUUGUGACUGGGUCUGUCAUUCGGAAAAAAGCACUAAACUUGGCCAACAUGCUUGGCUAUGACAAUUUUCAAGCAAGUGUGGGUUGGCUGAACAGAUUUAGGGAUCGCCACGGAAUUGCUUUGAAAGCAGUCUGUAGAGAGGAUAGUGACAGAUUAAUGAAUGGUCUAGGAAUAGAUAAGGUUAACGAGUGGCAUGCAGGGGAAAUUAUAAAACUGAUUGCUGACUACAGCCCAGAUGAUAUCUUUAAUGCUGACGAGACAGGAGUGUUUUUCCAGCUGCUUCCCCAGCACACGCUUGCUGCUAAAGGAGACCAUUGUAGAGGUGGCAAGAAAGCAAAGCAGCGGUUGACAGCACUCUUUUGUUGCAAUGCUUCAGGGACUGAAAAAAUGAGACCGUUGAUUGUUGGUAGGUCAGCCAACCCACACUGUCUCAAGAACGUCCGUUCCCUCCCUUGUGAUUACCGAGCCAACCAGUGGGCAUGGAUGACGCAGGAUCUGUUUAAUGAGUGGCUGAUGCAAGUGGAUGCCAGGAUGAAGCGGGCGGAACGCCGCAUCCUCCUGCUGAUCGACAACUGCUCCGCUCACAACAUGCUGCCACGCUUGGAAAGGAUCCAAGUGGGGUACCUACCCUCUAACUGUACUGCCGUCCCGCAGCCCCUGAAUCUCGGCAUAAUUCACACCAUGAAAGUGCGGUACCGAAGCUACCUCCUGACCCAGCUCCUCCUCAAGCUCCACAGCAGUGAGGACCAAGGAAAAGUGGACAUCGGGCGGGCCAUCGACAUGAUUGCGGCAGCAUGGUGGUCAGUCAAGCAGUCCACAGUGGUGAGAUGCUGGCAGAAGGCAGGCAUCAUCCCCACGGAACUGACAGAUUGUGACACAGAAGCAGCAGCCAGUGAACCAGAGGUAGCCAUUGAAAAGUUAUGGCACUCUGUGGCUCUUGCCACCUGUGUCCCCAACGAAAUACAUUUCCAGGACUUUGUCACUGCCGAUGAUGAUCUCAUCAUCGCUCCAGAGCUGAUAGACACAGAGAUCAUCCAGGGCAUGGAGGAUGCUGAAAAUAGAGAUGAAGCUGGAAGUGAAGAGGAGGGGGAGGUAUCUUUACCACUGCAGCCAAAAAUCACCAUCACGGAGGCCAUCUCAAAUGUACAGAAACUUAGACAGUUCCUUUCCACUUGUGUAGGUGUUCCUGACACCGUUUUUGGACAGCUAAAUGGAAUAGAUGAAUAUUUAAUGAGGAAAGUGACACAAACUCUUGUUGACUCCAAAAUUACAGAUCUCCUCCAAACAAAAUAA
Molecule: messenger RNA, 1575 nt
Organism: Enhydra lutris kenyoni (northern sea otter)
Lineage: Eukaryota; Metazoa; Chordata; Mammalia; Carnivora; Mustelidae
Product: tigger transposable element derived 6
Exons: 1
Coding region: 1-1575 (524 amino acids)
Cellular component (GO): nucleus
Molecular function (GO): DNA binding
Source: RefSeq, a predicted model, not a curated record